AUGGAGUCCUCUCAUGGUGUUCCACCUGACUCGAGCGGCGGCGGCCUCGUCGUCGACGGCGGCGCGAGGCUGUUCCCGUGCCUCUUCUGCAGCAAGACGUUCCUCAAGUCGCAGGCGCUCGGGGGCCACCAGAACGCGCACAAGAAAGAGCGCGUCCUCGAUGGGCGCUGGAACCCCUACGGCACCUACGCCGCCGCGCUCGAGCUCGAGCUCGAGGUGGCGCGCGUGGCCGCCGGCGGCGGCGCGGUUCCGCCCAAGUCCACGCUGGUGGCUGGUGGCGCUCAGCGCUGCGCUGGGACAGACGUCGUCGCACAUGGCGCCAGAGCUGGGGAGGCGUCGUCGUACUACAGUUCCGCUGCCGGCACCACCGCCGCGGCGACGACGCUGCCGCCGCGCUUGGAGCUUGAGAUGUGGACCGGCCCUGCGCCGGCGACCGCGGACCACGAGUGCGGCGACGGUCUGAUCGAUGUCGACGUGAUCAACUGGACCAGGGUUAUGCUGCUGGCACGCGCGGAGGCACCCAAGAAGGCGACGACGACCGAAGAGGAGGAGCCCGACCUCGAGCUGAGGCUGUAA
Molecule: messenger RNA, 576 nt
Organism: Sorghum bicolor (sorghum)
Lineage: Eukaryota; Viridiplantae; Streptophyta; Magnoliopsida; Poales; Poaceae
Exons: 1
Coding region: 1-576 (191 amino acids)
Molecular function (GO): DNA-binding transcription factor activity
Source: RefSeq, a predicted model, not a curated record